This is a messenger RNA of Babesia microti strain RI, 1377 nucleotides long. Its product is annotated as SURF1 family. The transcript has a single exon. The coding region runs from base 1 to 1377 and encodes 458 amino acids. Gene Ontology annotation, cellular component: membrane. The record is from RefSeq and is a predicted model, not a curated record. NCBI's taxonomy places the organism in Eukaryota, Apicomplexa, Aconoidasida, Piroplasmida, Babesiidae.
AUGCAAGGUUUGAGUGGUAGAAUGGCCUAUAAAAAGUUAUUUUAUAAUACCAUUUAUCGGGGAUUCUCUGUCAAUUCACAUGGCAAAUUUACCAAACCAAAACCAUCUAAUGAUCUUGUUACUGAAGGAUCAGAGAAGUCAAUCAAAUCAUUUCAAAUCACUAAGGAUCAAAGACUUAUAUUAGCAAAUAAAGACGAGUUGGAAUUGUUUAAUAGACAUGAAAUGCUCCCAAGUAGGCCUAUUGAUGUCGAAAAUUCUGUUAUUGUUAGACUAGUUAAAUUGUCAGACCCAGUAACGUCUCCUAUUGGAUCUGCUCUUUUGUGUUCACAAUAUGGGCUAAAAAAGGGCGAAUCGCUAACUUUUACACUAAUGUGCCUAACAAGUAUUUCAAUAUUAAUUACCCUUGGCUUUUGGCAAUUGGAUAGGAGUAAGUGGAAAGCGGAAACUAUAACUUAUAGACAAUUGAACUUAUCAUUGCCUAUGAUAUAUAUAAAUGGUUUAAGUAAUUUGUCUGACUGUUCUUAUCGAAUUGUAGAAGCUUCUGGAGUUUUGGAUGUUAAAAAUGAGUUCUAUGUAGGGCCCAGGUCUUCGUUAAAGGGUGAUGGUGAAACUGGAUUCCUGGUAGUAUGUCCAUUAAGAUUUAAUGAUGGUUCUUGUAUAAUAGUUAACCGUGGUUGGAUAGCUAAGGAUUUUAUUGAGGGCAGAAGGAGGGAUGAUGAGAUACCAGAAUGGGUCACAGUGAGGGGUGUAAUUACCGGAGGAGAGCUGGUGGACAACCCCAUUGGCAUGGCCAAGAACUCCAUUUUUAAGUUCAAAAAUAGUCCAUUUAGAAGGAACUCAAAGUUAUUUAUGUAUUUAGAUCCUAGUGACAUUGGUGAUCAUAUAAUAUCUAAAUACCCUGAUGAAGCUAAACAGGUAGUACUAAAUGCAUAUGACAUCAUGUAUCAUGAUGACCAACCGAUGGAUCCACUUGAGGCUAAAUCGAAGUUUUUAGGAUCCAAAUUUGGCAAUGUUAUAUCGGGAAAUUUUAAGGAUAUUGUGCCAAUUCCUGAGUUUUACAAACCCACUCUAAAUUUGUCUAACCAGGAUCAUCACAUACCUAAGAAUUGCACCGAUGAUAAUAAAGUGAUUCAAAGCAAAAAAAAUGAAAAGCGCCGCCGUUAUACACAAUACUUCCAAACAAAAUCAAAAACUGAUUACUUGACAUUCUAUGCCGAUGAACACACACAUGUGAAUUACGCCAUUCAAUGGUUUCUCAUGGCAGCUUCAUUAUCCACAAUGAUGGUGUAUAAAUUAGUCAGUAUUAGAAAGCUGAGAAGGUUUAUACAAACUAGAAUAGGUGAUAGACACAUUGUUGACAAUGCUAGGGUUGAUUAA